CUCAACUAAACCUUCUUAAAACGCAGGUUUGAAUGCAACUUGUUGGCGUUUCUCUAAUCUUCCCGGUGGAGAAUCGUUCGCAUCAGAUCCAGGAAGUCCCCGUGUCUUCCACCGGGGGGGUUAAUAAUUACUGGAGACACCCCACAACGAUCUGCAUCCUUGCGCAUACAACGAAGGUUCGCCGGUACAGCAGUUUUCACACUUUUCAGACAUAGUGGGGAUUUAACUCUGGUAAUAAAAAAAGAGAGCAGCUUUGCCAGUGACUGCGAAUAAGUCGUUGAAAGUGUGAGAAAGUGCCAAAUAUCAGAUUUGAACGUUGACCACACGACCGCCUUAACUGUGUUUAUGCCCACACGAAGGAUCUGCCUUUCAGAUAAGAGUUGAAGGACCCUCAGCGCGCACAGCAGCAACAUCUACAGAAGCAGAUGCACUUUUAGUAUAACCAGUCUGAGUUCCGACUGUUUGUACUGGACGUGCGUAAAUAAAGGACGCCUCCAAAGACAUUCCGGGAUAGCUUUUAUUCUUUUCUCCAAAAACGAAAGACUGAAUAUCAACAGACGAAGAACAUCCACGGAAGAAAAUGCCUCGGAAGAAGCUGGAUGAAAAUCUGACAAAACCUCGCAACAUCUGUCUGACAGGCGAUGCUGUGAGAAGAGAGAUAUGGAUGUUGAAGAAUUACCCAUGAGCUACAUUUAUAAGUUUUUCCUUGGUUUGAUGCUGAUCCUGUAACUGUAGUGCUUUGGCUUCCCAACAUCAUUAGAAAUAGGGAGCAAAGCCAAGUUACAGUCAGAACCUGACUAAGCUUUCUUGUGGACUUCAGAAAAGAUAAGGGAGAGAGAGAGAGCAAGCAAACCUUUGUAUCUGUUGUCAUCAUCUUCCUACGCACAGUUCCCUGGUUUGCUUUAUUGAAAAGGAGGAGCCCAUUAAAGCAUUUGAUAGAUAGGAAAAGCUUGGUCUGAAGGUGUGGUUGCUGGCUGGCUGCUGGUUGGAGAUGAGAUAAGAGCGUGGGGAAACGAGAGAGACAAGACGUGCCUUUCUGACGGGAGAUGAAUACAAAUUAGGAUUUUGCCCUCCUGCAGCUACACCAGUUAAGCGAAUCAAUACUGAAGUGGAGAAAUGGUCAAAUUCGUCUCUGAUUCAUGCCAACUAAUCAUCAGUAUCAUUAGUUCUAAACCAAAACUGUGGAAUGAGUUGUUUGCUAACGGUUAAUAUGAAAUAAUUCUUUUGAAUAAAAGGGUUGAUGAAUUACGGAGAGAUCCGUUUACAAAUGCGGUUUCAAAAAAGUUAGAAAAAAGAACAUUAAAAGGCGGACUUCUGGUCAAAACCAUCAGUGCCACACCAUCAUGGCCUUUUUCAGUGUUACACCUGAACUGAUCCGUGUACACUUGUAGAUUAUAGAUAUGAGACUGGAUUCAAAGCAGGUUUAACAGAGUGGAGGCGUGAUGGAGCUGGACAACAGCUCACUGGACUACUUCAUUAGAAACUUCACAGAGAUUCCUAACACCACUACAGCACCACCCUGGAGCGAGGCCACACUCCUCGGUUUCCAGGUCUCUCUGUCUGCUCUGUUAGCCAUUGUCACCUUGGCUACUGUCCUUUCAAAUGCCUUUGUCAUCGCCACCAUCUUUCUGACCAGGAAGCUCCACACACCUGCCAACUUCCUAAUUGGCUCCCUCGCCGUCACAGACCUGUUGGUUUCCAUUUUAGUCAUGCCAAUUAGCAUCGUGUACACUGUCAGCAAGACCUGGUCGCUGGGGCAGAUUGUUUGUGACAUCUGGCUGUCAUCUGAUAUCACAUUCUGCACCGCCUCCAUCUUGCACCUGUGUGUAAUUGCGCUGGAUCGCUAUUGGGCUAUCACGCACGCGCUGGAGUACUCAAAGCGCCGCACCAUGCGCCGUGCAGGGAUCAUGGUUGGGGUGGUGUGGGUGAUAUCUAUAUCGAUUUCCAUGCCUCCACUUUUCUGGCGGCAGGCCAAAGCCCAUGAGGAGCUUACAGAGUGUAUGGUGAAUACAGAUCAGAUCUCUUACACCCUAUACUCCACCUUCGGCGCCUUCUACGUUCCCACAGUGCUUCUCAUCAUCCUCUACGGUCGGAUUUACGUCGCAGCCCGCUCUCGCAUUUUUAAGACACCGUCGUCGUCUGGGAAGCGUUUCACCACAGCGCAGCUAAUCCAGACCUCUGCAGGGUCCUCUCUCUGUUCUCUUAAUUCCUCCUCCCACCACGAAGCACACCUACACUCUGGCAAUGCGGGAGGUGUGGGAGGAGGAGGGGGAGGGGGAGGGUCGCCUCUGUUCAUGAACAGCGUGAAAGUCAAGCUGGCAGACAACGUGCUGGAGAGGAAACGUCUGUGUGCAGCACGGGAGAGGAAAGCAACCAAGACACUGGGCAUCAUCCUGGGCGCGUUCAUUGUCUGUUGGCUUCCCUUCUUUGUUGGCACGCUUGUCAUGGCGAUAUGCAAAGAGUGCUGGUUUGAUCCAGUGCUGUUUGACAUCUUUACAUGGCUGGGAUACCUGAACUCCCUCAUCAACCCUGUCAUCUACACCGUCUUCAACGACGAAUUCAAGCAGGCUUUCCAAAAGCUCAUCAAAUUCAGACGGUGCUCCUGAAAAAAAGACAAGCGUGGAUUAAAACUGGCAUAUCCAGUGAAAAGAAAUGGAGCGAAAAAGGCAAAACAAAAACAAUAGAUAA
Messenger RNA from Pundamilia nyererei, 2688 nucleotides. It is a transcript of the gene htr1d, whose product is annotated as 5-hydroxytryptamine (serotonin) receptor 1D, G protein-coupled. NCBI's taxonomy places the organism in Eukaryota, Metazoa, Chordata, Actinopteri, Cichliformes, Cichlidae. The record is from RefSeq and is a predicted model, not a curated record. The transcript has 2 exons. Bases 1443 to 2606 code for a protein of 387 amino acids. Gene Ontology annotation, cellular component: plasma membrane. Gene Ontology annotation, molecular function: G protein-coupled serotonin receptor activity. Gene Ontology annotation, biological process: adenylate cyclase-activating adrenergic receptor signaling pathway; smooth muscle contraction; regulation of behavior.